CCGCUCCUGGUCUGUGGAGAAGUUUUGGGUCCAGUCUGCAAGCAGCUACCUGCCAGGCUACGAAUGUCUGAUUGACAGAUUAGUUUGUUCAAGCAGGAAAAGUCUUGCUGAAGAGGAGAGCUGCCAUCCAGAGAGCUCUUACAGCUGCACUGGCCUUCAUGCUGAAUGUCUUUGGGUGGGGAAGGAAGGGGGCAUGCAAGUGGAAAUGACAAGCUCUUUCUCCCCAUCUUCUUCCUGGAGGAGGACAGUGGCAUUUUUGUAUCUCCCAGCAUUGCUCUCACCUUUUGCUUGUUUUUAAGCUGGCAGAAAGAGCUGGAGUUUACCGGUGCCCUCCUUUCUUUUUGUCUGCCGAUCUCCUGGUUACCGUAAAGCCACUGCAGCACAGGGACUUCAGGCCUGGAUCGGGUGGCAAUUCUGCAUUUCACACCGCUGCUGCCACCUCCCUGGCAGGCUCCCUCCCCAGGCAGUGCCUCGCAGCUGCUUACUGGUGCUGGGCAGGGAGCGGUGGGGAGCCCCUCGCUCCUCCUCCAGCCCUCCUCUGAGAUGAGAGCAUCCCCUGCAGCUUCCUCCUUGCCUCCAGCCUGGCAUUCCCCCCGCCCCCUCCUUGAGAUCCAAUAUAUAUCUAUCCUUAAACACUAUGCAACUUUGUACGUUUGCGUAGCGGGGAAGAAAUUAUUAUCUGACACACACUGGUGCUAUUAAUUAUUUCAAAUUUAUAUUUUUUUGUGUGAAUGUGAUUUUUUUUUCCGUUUUUUUAUUAUGAUUAUAGUGUGAGGAAGUCUCUCGUGUGUGCGUAUGUGUGUGUAAAUAUAUUCAGCCAUAUUUCCAGAGUGGCACAGCCUGGCCUCCUCCAUGUGCUUUCCCUUAUAGCCAUCAGGGUGCGUGCACUGUGUAUUGCUUCUCUCCGUAUUAUUCCCUUAGAGCUUGGCAUUUCUCCUAGCUGGGCUCCCCUUUCUUCCCUAGCCCAUAUCCUCUGCACCCGUAUGGGCAUCAGCAACAGCCAUGUUGCCUGUCGGGUGGAUGCUUCCUAGCCCUCCCUCCAAAGCCAGCCCUGAUGCGCGGUGUUCACAGCACCCCAUUUUGUGUCCCUUGUCCCUGGGGAUGUUGUGUCAGGAGGAGAGCAGGGGCUGUGGCUUUGCAGCUGGGCUGUGAGGAACUGUAGGGCUGUUGGGAGACUGGAUCCAGUUUUGAGGUGGUUGGAGAGCUGGAUUUGGGGACAUGUUGAUACCGCUGUGUGAGGCGGGAGGCUUGGUGCACCCUUGGGAGCGGCGCUGCUGGGCAGGGGCGGGGUGUUCCCAGCAAACCCUACAUCACUCUUGUACCCUUCUCUUAGAGAUUCUUACAAUUUACCAGCUUGGGAUUUCUCCCUGACUGCAAACAUAACCUAUUACCUGGAGGAGAGCUUACCUGUGCUCGCCGCCGUGCGUGGGAUGUCGAGGUCGGUGUCCUGGCCGGCUGCUCUGGUCAGAUGGCUGGCUGUAACCGCGUCACCUCUCUGCCAAGGCUGUGAGAAGAGCAGAUGCGAAGAAGCACGCAUGCCCUGGCUGACCUCAGGCCUAAGCAGAGGAAAAUGCACGUGUCUCAUUAACUUGCAUCAGAGCUAAGCCCUUCUCAAUUGGUUAUAAAGCAGAUUCUAUCGGAUCAGUGUGCUGGCCCGAAGCCUGCUCUGAGAAGCCCGGAGCACCCAUCUGGCGAUGGAGAGACUGAAGUCCAGGCUUUAUUGCUGCACUGCAUAUUUGGUGAUACUGGCACAGCAGGAUCCCUGAUUUGCCAUGCCGAAGAAGUCCCGGGUGGCAGGAUAAAGGUCUGCUGCUGGACUGGAGGAGAAACUCCUCAGGCUUGAAGAGGCUGGCGGUGAGUGGGUGCAUGCAUGCAGCGGCAGCAGGAAGGAAAGUGAGUGAGCAAACAGAGAACAGCUCAAGAUAAGCUGCUGCCUGACAAACCCUGCAGGAGACGUGAGGCCACCCACGGAAGCAGCCCAGGACCAGAGCUGCAGGAGGAUGUUGCAGCCCAGAAGGUCCCUUGUGGAGGGAGGUGUGGGUUUGCCAGGGACAAGCUGGGCUACAAGGACACGCGGAAGGUUAGAUGUGCCCUGCCUUGCCACUGGGUAGUCUUUAUCUUGGCAUUGUUUGUCAUGAGCCACCAAAAUGUGUUUUCUUCCUUAGUUACAGCAAUAAAACUACUGCUUUGGGCCCUUCACACAUCCAUCCCUUGCCACCGGCAACCGUCAGCAAAAUUCAGAUUAUGUGGAUCCAGACUAUCUUUGGAGUGGUUAAUUCUGCGAUGGCCAUGACCUCAAGGACUGAUAAACUUGCCAGCCCCUGCAGUGGUCUCUCUGCCAUAGCAGCUUGCUUAGCCCCGUUAUGAAGAUGAGCGUAGGACAUCUUCAGAAGGGCACCCCUUAUGUUGCAAGUUAAAAGACCCAGGUUCUCCAGUGAAGAAACACUGAUUCGUUGCAAUGUCUGAUGAAUGCCGCCAUUCUUCGUGCCUCCCAUCACUUGCAGGUCUGCUCACCUGCUAAAAGUCUGUGACUGCAAUGGGAUGUCCAGGCAGUGCAUCUUCGACUGGCACCUCCUGAGGGAGACAGGGAACGGCUACCGCUGCCUUGGCUGCCUGGGCAACACGGAGGGCGCCCACUGCGAGCGCUGCAAGGAGGGCUUCUUCCGACAGCGGGAGGACGACUGCUGCCUGCCCUGCCACUGCCACCCUCAGGGUGCCCUUGGCCCACAGUGUGAUAGUCAUGGCCGGUGCAGCUGCAAACCUGGCGUGAUGGGCAAGAAGUGUGACCAGUGCCAGCCGGGCUUCACGUACCUCUCUGAGGCCGGGUGCCGGAGGAAUGGGCAGAGCCCGCAGUGUGAGUGCGACCCGGCUGGCAGCACAGGCUGCUGCCUCUCUGGCCGCUGUGUCUGCAAGGCGAGCACCACCGGAGAGCGCUGCGAGAGGUGCAAGCAAAACUUCUACAACUUGGAUGCCAGAAACCCCGCAGGAUGCUCCCCCUGCUUUUGCUAUGGGCACUCGGCUGUGUGUGUCAGCGCAGACAACUACAGUGUCUAUAACAUCACCUCCACCUUCCAGCAAGGUGCUGAAGGCUGGCGAGGCAUCCAUGAAAGCAGGUCCCCAGCCCAGCUCCAGUGGUCCCCACGCCAUCAGGACACCUUCAUAGUAGCGAGGAGGUCGGAGCCAAUAUACUUUGUGGCGCCUGCGAAAUUCCUUGGGAACCAGCAGCUGAGCUAUGGCCAAACGCUCUCCUUUGAUUACCGCCUGGACCGAGGGGGACGCCAGCCAUCUCCGCACGAUGUGGUCCUGGAAGGAGAUGGCCUGAGAGUCACUGCCCCCUUCUUACCCCAGGGGAAUGUCCUGCCCUGUGGCGUCAGCCAAACAUACACAUUCAGGUUGGAUGAGCACCCAAGCAGCAAGUGGAGCCCAAGGCUGAAUCACUUUGAAUAUCGCAGGCUGCUGGGAAACCUGACAGCUCUCUGGAUCCGAGCCACCUUUGGGGAGUACAGCACCGGCUACAUUGACAACGUCACCCUGGUGUCGGCACAGCCCAGCUCCGGAGUCCCUGCUCCCUGGGUGGAGCGCUGCGAGUGCCCAGUGGGCUACCAGGGUCAGUUCUGUCAGAGGUGUGCCCCUGGUUACCGCAGAGAUGCCCCUGGCCUGGGCCCAUUCAGCAUCUGCGUGUUGUGCAAUUGCCAGGGGGGAGGAAUUUGUGAUCCCGACACAGGUGAAUGCUACUCAGCAGACGAAAACGUGGGCAAUAGUGUCAGCUGCUCCUUUGGCUUCUACCGAGACCCCCGGCAGCCACACGGCUGCAGGGCAUGCCCCUGCGGCAAUGGCCAAGGCUGCUCGGUGGUGCCGGGCAGUGAGGAGGUCAUCUGUGACCACUGCCCUCCUGGAGCUGCUGGGGCUAACUGUGAGUACUGUGCCGACGGCUACUUUGGAGACCCAGCAGCUUUCCGGCCCUGCCAGCCAUGUCGGUGCAAUGGCAAUGUGGAGCCCAACGCUGUGGGGAACUGCGACCGCCGGACAGGCGAGUGCCUCAAGUGCAUCUACAACACCACAGGCUUCUACUGUGACCGCUGCAAAGACGGCUUCUAUGGGAAUCCCCUGGCCACUGAUCCUGCCGACAAGUGUCAAGCCUGUGCCUGCAACUCAGCCGGCGCUGAGCCUGUGAAGUGUGGAAGUGAUGGGAGCUGCAUCUGCAAGCCUGGCUUUGAGGGUCCCAACUGUGAAGAGAGUGAGUGCCCGGCUUGCUACAGCCAGGUGAAAGCCCAGGUGGACAUGUACCUGCAGCAGCUGGUGGAGUUGGAGCUGCUGUUCUCAGAAGUGCAAGCUGGCGGUGGGGCUGAGAGCCAGGAGCUGGAGGGGAGGAUGAAGCUGGCUGAGGAGAUGCUGCAGGCCAUCCUUGGGGAAGCCCUGAGCUUGCAAGCCUCUGACAGGUCUCUGGAAAGCCGCUUGGCCAGGAUGAAGGGGCAAGGGUCCAGCUCCCAGAGACGCUUGGAUGAGAUCAAGGCAACAGUGGAGAGGCUGAGGUCUCUUGGGAGCCAGUACGAGAGGCAGGUGCAGGACACCUGGCAGCUGCUCGAGAGAGCCAGGCUGGACCUGGACCACAGCGGAGCCGCUCUGCGUCGGGUGACCAUUCCUGUUUCAAACCUUCCCGGGGGCUCAAAUCAGUUCUUGAUACUGGCCCAGGAGGCUCUGAGACUGGCAAACAGCCACCUGCAAGCCGCCAACACCAUUGAGCAAGCCACGAAGGCAGCGUGGGAGGACGCGCGGCAGGCGCUGGAGCUGGUGCGUGCGGCUGCUGGCAGAGAGGCGUCCACCUCCGGCUCCCUGCAAGGGCUGCUCGGGAAGUACGAGGAGCUGAAGUUGCUGGCUGGAGACCUGAAGUCUGAGGCCGAUGGGAUGGCCUCCAAGGCAGAUGGGGCUUAUCAGGGAAGCCUGGUGCUCCUCAACUCCCUGUCCCGCUUGACGAAGACUGACAUCAGCUCCUUUGAGGGGGAGGCAACCCGGCUGAAGCAGGAUGCCAGUGCUCUCCUGAGCCUGGUGGACACCUACAUGGCACAGUACAGGCAGCUGCAGAGUCGCAUGGGGCGCUGGGAGGAAGAAAUCAAGCAGCUGCUGCAGAGGGGAGAGGGCAAGAGAGCGAUGCUGACACAGCUGCUGUCCCGAGCCAACCUUGCCAGGAGCACAGCCCUGCAAGCCGUCAGCGCUGGCAACACCACCUUCUACGAGGUGGAACAGAUCCUGAAGAGUCUCCGGGAGUUUAACCUGCAAGCAGAUGACAAGAGAAGGGAAGCUGAAGAUGCCAUGAGGAGGCUACCGAUUAUAAGCAGCAUGGUCGCAAGUGCCAAGGAGAAGACGGACCGAGCUGAAGCAAUCCUGGGCAGUGCUGCUUCUGAAUCUAAGGCAGCCAGCAGUGUGGCAGGGGAAGCGAAGGAGAUCACCAUGGGGAUCCAGCAGGAGAUCACACGGCUGAAGAUGGAAGCUAACAAGACAGCCGAUGGUGUCCUCGCCCUAGAGAAGGCAGUGGCCACCCUGCAGCGCGAGGCCAAGGAAGUGGAUGGCGAAUUUGAGAGGAAGCUCUCGGAGGUUGAGGCGGAUGCUUCUGUGAUACAGGAGACAGCUCAGGAAGCUCAGAGGGUCCACACCAAGGCUGGCCAGGCACGGGUGGUCAUGCAGGAGACAUUGAGUGCCCUGGAAGAGCUGCUGCAUCUGAUGAACCAGCCUGGUGCCAUGGAUGAGGAUGGCCUGAGGCAGCUCGAGGUGAAUUUUAGCAAAGCCAAAACCAGAAGCAACCAGCUGAAGGAUGAGAUGUCAGAGCUGGAGCAGACAGCCACGCUACAUAAGGCCCGGGUGCAGACACUGGAGAGCAGCAUUGACGAGAUCCUGGCAGAUAUUAAGAACCUGGAGGACAUCCAGAGGAGUCUUCCUCCAGGCUGCUACAACACAAAAGCCAUUGAAUUGCCAUGAGCGAGUUCUGGAAAGGCUGCAGCGCCUGCCAGGCUGUGAAAGCAGGAGCGCCUGGCCCAGCUGCCCUCCCCAAACCCGGCAGGACCGGCUAUGUUUGACUGUGUUGAACUGAUCCUUACCCUCAAGUUCAGUGUGGUGGCUGAAGUUCACAUCAUCAGGAUGGCCCUGGAGAGUCCCUGAAUUUUCAAAGUAGUCCGUCCCUCAGUCACAGGAGUAAGGAGAUGCCUGGUUGCAUGAAGGUGCUACUGGCUGAAGAACAGUCUGUUCCUACAAUGUUUCUCUGAGGUGUAGGCGGGGGUUGCUUGGUGUCAACCUUGGGAGUUUGCACAGUUCAGAGCCUGAAGUUCACGUCUGAGAGGUUCUCCACCCCCUGUGGAUCCCCUUGCCUGGUCUGUCACACACAGGACUAGAGUCUCUGUCCUUACUUUUGACACUGCCACCACCACCUCCUCUUCAUGUUCUCUGUGGGGUCUUCCUCGCCUUCGGUAGCUCAGGAGGCAGGGAGCGAGCUGCGUGAAGUGGCAGCUGGGGGAGAUGAGUUUUGAGCUGUGGCAUCAGUGAUGCUUCACACGGCUUUCUCCUCACCUUCUCACAGCCUGCCCAGUCUUCACCUUGCUGGGAGUGGUGCUGUUGUGGUUUUUCUGUGGCUUGGAGAUUUGGCAUCAGGUGCCACUGAUGCCCCUUUUCAUAAAGCUGCAGGUCUUCCAUGGUGCUUCUCAAUUAGGUGGUCGCUGUUUUGCUAAAGGGGAAAAAAAAAAAAUGUCCCAGCUGCCUUUGAGCUCAGAGUGAUGUGCUGGAUGGAGGAAGAAGGGGAUCCCAGGCUAGCAGGUUAGCGGAGAGCUGUUGGGGCUCCUCAAAUAGAAAGUCUUUCCUGCUCUACCUGUUCCCUUCAGCCAGGAGGGGAGAACCCCUUUCUCCCACACUUCAAGUCCCAAAGCCCCUGAGGGAUGGCUUUCUUGUCAGAGCUCCUCCUGGGCAAGCACAGGUCUCCCUACCAUCCCCAUACACACCCAAGUGCACCCUUUCCUUUCAAGACCGGCCAGUUUGGUACCAGGCAGUUUCCUGGGUCUCCCAGAACCUGGGAGAAGCAAGGUGGUGGCCCCUCAGCACAAGCACCCAGGACCGUGCAGUGCUUGUCACAGGAAUGGCGGCUUUCUCCAGGGGUCUGCAGCUACAAGCUCUCAUGUCUGAGAGCCGGGUCCCAUCCUGCUGGAGUACUAGUGCCUUGAUGUGAUUCAUUAUAAAAUAUUGACGAGGUCUUGAAUGCAUCUCUGCCUCUGGUUUGGUGCUGCCCAUUCCCUCCUCCAUCCCUCCCUCCCUCCUGCAUGGUGCUGGAUGUUUCUCAGAGGCUCAAGUAGUUGUCCACAGGGUUUCCCACUGUACAUUUGAGCAGAACUUGGAGGAGCUGAAGACUAUGGUGCUCCCUUCACCCAGUUGUGGCUUUCCUGUGGGUCCAGCUCCACUCUGACACUGCUCCCAGCUUCCUUUACAUGCUGUUUUAGGGGAAAGAGGAGCUAGCAGGUGCUGGGCGUCAAGUCUGCUGAAGCCCUCUGUCCUGUGUGGUGCUGAAAGAGGAGGUCCUGGAUGGAGGAGGACAUUUUGGGGACAGGCU
Messenger RNA from Egretta garzetta (little egret), 7585 nucleotides. RefSeq names its product laminin subunit gamma 2 (gene LAMC2). Bases 2470 to 5973 code for a protein of 1167 amino acids. The transcript has 26 exons. The record is from RefSeq and is a predicted model, not a curated record. Lineage: Eukaryota; Metazoa; Chordata; Aves; Pelecaniformes; Ardeidae. Gene Ontology annotation, molecular function: extracellular matrix structural constituent.